Mangifera indica (mango) is the source of this 1219-nucleotide messenger RNA. Its product is annotated as beta-carotene isomerase D27, chloroplastic. Bases 179 to 991 code for a protein of 270 amino acids. The transcript is spliced from 6 exons. NCBI's taxonomy places the organism in Eukaryota, Viridiplantae, Streptophyta, Magnoliopsida, Sapindales, Anacardiaceae. Gene Ontology annotation, molecular function: iron ion binding. The record is from RefSeq and is a predicted model, not a curated record.
AUGGCCAUAAUUUUGCCAAGCAGAAGCAAAGCAAAACUCCACCAAACAGCUGCUCUUCACCUUUUUUAUUCUUUUCCUGGUGCGGAUCUCAAAAUCAAGGCUGCCACUUACCUGAUUUGCUUCCCAAGUUUGAGUUUUCACUCUCAUUUGGACUAAAAAAAGAAAAUAUAACAAAUUCAUGGCGGUUUUAAGCCUCCAAGUAGUUCAGCUUCCUUCUCCUCAACAUCAUCUGUUAUUAAAAAGACAACGAACUGGAAGCUUUAUCCGUUGUGGCAUUGCUGAGCCGUCCGGGGAGCCAGCUCCCUUAGGACAGAAAACAAAGUACAAUGAUGGGUUCUUUGAGAAGGCCUUUAUGACAUUAUUUGCACGCAAGAUGGAGAAGUUUGCAGCUCCAGUGAAAUCUGGGACGGAAUUUAAGAAAAAGGGUUGGUUUGAUUAUGACUACGAGAGUUUUGUGGAUGUUUCAAAGAGAGUAAUGCAAGGAAGGUCAAGAAUGCAGCAACAAGAAGUGGUUAGGGAAGUGCUCUUGUCCAUGCUCCCUCCAGGUGCGCCAGCUCAGUUCAGAAAAUUAUUUCCACCAACAAAGUGGGCUGCAGAAUUCAAUGCUGCAUUGACAGUGCCUUUCUUCCACUGGUUAGUUGGACCUUCUGAGGUUGUGGAAGUUGAGGUAAACGGAGAGAAGCAAAGAAGUGGAGUUUUUAUAAAGAAGUGCAGGUACCUGGAGAAUAGUGGUUGUGUUGGAAUGUGUGUAAAUAUGUGCAAGAUUCCUACUCAAGAUUUCUUCACCAAUGAAUUUGGUCUUCCCUUGACCAUGAUUCCCAAAUUCCGAUUGUAUUUAUCUGCAGAUUUUGAAGAUAUGAGUUGUGAAAUGGUAUAUGGCCAAGCUCCUCCCCCAUUUGAAGAGGAUCCAGUAUCCACCCAGCCCUGUUUUGCAGACAUAUGUUCAAUGGCAAACCCCAACUCCCCUGUUUGUCAUAAAUUGCAAGGUUGAGGAUUUUUACUUCCUACAGUUCAAUUUGUAACUGGAAAUGGAAAUACAUAAAUUAUUUUAUGUCAUAUGCUGAUAUGCACCUCCAAGGUCUAUUUGCCUUGGCCAUAUACACAGUAUACAAGAUAGGUUAUCUUUAAAGUUCCAAAGUUCAGGCAUAAUUACUACAUUUUUUUUCUUUCAUUUUGUAAAUUUCAAAACAAAUUAAUAUAGGCUGCUCUAUAAGGACUA